AUGGGUCAUGCUGGUACUGGAAAAUCUACGUAUUGCGAUACAAUGAGAAAACAUUGUGAAGAGAUAAAGAGAAGUGUACAUGUUGUGAAUUUAGAUCCAGCAGCAGAGGUAUUUGAAUAUCCGGUUUCAAUUGAUAUAAAGAAUCUGAUCACUGUUGACGAGGUGAUCGACGAGUUGGCAUACGGACCAAACGAUGAAACAACAAGUACCACAACAAUAACACUUUAA
Molecule: messenger RNA, 228 nt
Organism: Heterostelium album PN500
Lineage: Eukaryota; Evosea; Eumycetozoa; Acytosteliales; Acytosteliaceae
Product: ATP binding protein
Exons: 3
Coding region: 1-228 (75 amino acids)
Molecular function (GO): GTPase activity
Source: RefSeq, a predicted model, not a curated record